Molecule: messenger RNA, 1683 nt
Organism: Columba livia (rock pigeon)
Lineage: Eukaryota; Metazoa; Chordata; Aves; Columbiformes; Columbidae
Gene: P2RY12
Product: purinergic receptor P2Y12
Exons: 1
Coding region: 1-1020 (339 amino acids)
Biological process (GO): blood coagulation; G protein-coupled receptor signaling pathway
Cellular component (GO): membrane
Molecular function (GO): G protein-coupled purinergic nucleotide receptor activity
Source: RefSeq, a predicted model, not a curated record
AUGAAAGCCACAACCAACUUCAGCUACUCCAGAAAUGACAGCAACUGCACCAGCACCAACAAUCUCAGCCAAGUCAUUUUUCCUCUGCUUUACACAAUUCUGUUCCUGGUGGGUAUCACCAUGAACGGCCUGGCAAUGUGGGUCUUCUUUAAAAUACCCAGUAAAUCUAAUUUCAUCAUCUUCCUCAAGAACACUGUCAUUUCUGACCUCCUCAUGAUCCUGACUUUUCCAUUUAAAAUCCUUAGCGAUGCGAAGCUGGUGUCAUGGGUGCUGAGAGGGUUCGUGUGCCAGGUCACCCAGGUCGUGUUCUACUUCACCAUGUACAUCAGCAUUUUGUUCCUCGGUCUCAUCACUAUCGAUCGCUAUCAGAAAGCCACUUCGCCCUUCAGAACAUCCACGUCGAGGAGCCUUUUGGGUGCCAAGAUCCUGUCCACAGCAAUCUGGGUAUCAAUGUUUGCUCUCUCGUUACCCAACAUGAUUCUAACGAACAAGAAGAAAACACCUAAGAACGUGAAGAAGUGUGCUCUCUUGAAAUCUGAGUUUGGCUUGGUCUGGCACGAAAUUGUAAACUACAUCUGUCAGCUUAUCUUCUGGGUUAAUUUAGCAGUCAUAGUUGUAUGCUACAUACUCAUAAGCAAAGAACUGUACAAAUCCUAUAAAAGGACAAGAUGCACAGGAAAAGCAUCCAAAAAGACUGUAAACCUGAAGGUUUUCAUCAUUAUCGCAGUGUUCUUUAUCUGCUUUGUGCCGUUCCACUUCACCAGGAUCCCCUACACGCUGAGCCAAACACGCGCGGUCUUCGAGUGCGCGGCCCAGGCCACGCUGUUCCACGUGAAGGAGAGCACGCUGUGGCUGACGUCGCUCAAUGCCUGCCUGGACCCCUUCAUCUACUUCUUCCUCUGUAAGUCAUUCCGCAGGUCCUUGCUGGCCACGCUGCGCGAGCGCGCGGCGUCCGCAGAGCUGCGGGCGCGCAUGCGGGAGCAGAACGACGCGGACGACACGGACGAGACGCCGCUCUAGAGCCAACCGCCAGCCGGAGCCCUCCGCAGCCUCGGCCGCCUGCUGCUGGGGGAAAGCGGCACACAUCCUGCAAAGAACACCGAGAAUUCCACCAGGUUCUUUAGAAAUCGUCCCACAGAUGAAGCACAAGCGCCCCGCGAUCAACGUCCCCAGCUGCACAAACGGUGCAACCAGAAAGCUGGAGUAGGACGAGAGCCCCAGCUGAUCAGCGCCCCCGCCGGCAGGACUGCUGGGAGGGUCGGAACCAGAGCUGUAAGGAAAAGCUCAGUCAUCAAGCGCUACAGAUGAGACAACAACCUGGGAAGCUUUUGCAGAAAUAGCUUAACUUGGGCCAGAGUAAAGUCCAUGGCAGCACGAGACCUGGGAAACACAAAAUCCACACUAAAAGUGAUUCUUGAAUACAGGGACUUGUCACCUUAAACGCAACCGGUAGAUGAACAGAAAUAUAGGAUAUAUAUAGAAAAGCUAUUUAUCUGUGUAGAUUUUCGGUAACAGAAUAACACUCUGCUUAUCUCAUCAUACGCUUGCAAUUCUUAAUCCAUUGACCAAUAAUUAACUGUUGUGUGUCAGAGGAAAUAAUUUCAUAACCAGGUUUAUCUUGAUGUGAGUUAAAUCUUCAAAUGCUUGACCUUACUAUAUGAAUAAACAAAAAUGUAUACUUUU